AUGGUAUGGCCGUUUAACAAGGUCUUGGGCAAGUUGUCAGCUUUGACCUCGAUCAAGGUUGAACAGCAAGUUGGAGGUUGCGUCACUUGCAAGGCCAAGCGGUUGAAGUGCGACGAAACCAAGCCAACUUGUCAACAGUGCGAUCGACGCAAAGUCCAAUGUGGAGGAUACAAGAAAGACUUCAAAUGGCGGCCUUUCGAAGAGACCAACUUAGCCCCUGGACGCCCUACCAAGACCAAAAAGGCCAACCAGCAACAUAUCAAUAUUGAUAGCUUUCCUACUCCCCCGACGACUGAACAAUCGACAUCUCCAAUUCGUAUACAAUCACACAUCCAUCGAUCCCACUCCCCACCCGGAUCGCUGCAUAGUUCCCCUAUGAGCAUCAACAGUCUUCCGUCUGAAGCACAUUCCCUCGACGAUCUACCUGAUAAGCAAGAAGAUGUUUCCAUAUCACAGCGCAGUGCCCCUCUCGACAUUAAUGUCUCAUUGUCGGCCGACUCUCCUUCUUUCAACUUCCUCUCCUUUCUGGAACCAUAUCAGGAUUCACUAUCGCUUGCAGACUCCUUGGCAUCUAAUGAUCUUGGGUCAGGUCGACGUAUGUCUUUUGGUCCGGAGGAACUUCUCCACGAUGCAUCGGGUCUCAGUUUCUCCAGGUUAUUGGAAGAAGAGAAUGAUGACAUUGAAGAUAUUAUCCGACAGUCGGAUCCAGGGCUUGGACCAUGGAACUUCCAGAUAGCAGAGCCAAAGUCCUUUGAUUUCAACGAUAUAAGCAUUCCAAGCAGCCCGUCUCUGCCACCAGAGAGCCACGAAAUGCUGGUGAUGCGCUUUGACAAGCUCACGUGCGGGAUCCUGUCAGUCAAAGAUGGAGCUAGUGAGAACCCAUGGCGAACAUUGAUCUGGCCGCUGGCAAAAAAUACACCGGCACUUUACCAUGCCAUUUUUGCCCUGGCAGCAUUUCAUUCAGGCAGGGACAAUCCCCAUCUCCGGGUUCAAGGAGUGAAGCACAUGCGCCAGAGCAUCAACUCUCUUGUAGGGCAGAUUCAGAACAUGAGAGCAGAUGCGGCACUGGCCACCAGUCUUGCUUUAGCAUUUGCCGACACUUGGGACCAACACACCCGUACCUGCAUACAACACCUACGCGGAGCGAAAGCGUUGAUGUCCCAGGUUGUUGCCACCGGAAUGCAAGGAGACAUCAGCAAAGACGAAUUGGACCGUAUCCGCUUCUUGUACAACACUUGGUCCUAUAUGGAUGUGAUUGCACGAUUGACCUCUCUAGAUGAUUGCGGACCUCAAAACUGGGAUUCUUCAAUGUUCGAGCUCCCAAGUAACGCGGUUCACGAUAUCGACCCAUUGAUGGGGUGUGCGACUACUCUGUAUCCUCUUAUGAGUCGAGUGGCCAAACUAAUCCAGCAUGUGCGGAAAAGCUCGUCCAAUACAGUGUCGAUUGUCGCUCAAGCGAUGGAGCUCAAAAGUCUGAUUGAGGAUUGGGUACCCCCACGUUGGUUUGAGCCUCCCGAAGAUCCUCACUCUGAAGUGCAACAUAGCAUUCAGGUUGCUCAUGCCUACCGUUGGGCUACAUUGCUAUACCUUCACCAAGCUGUUCCGGAAAUACCAUCUGAGCCCGCCGAUGAGUUAGCAAAGAGGGUGCUGAUUCUCCUCGCUACUGUUCCCUACACCUCACGGACAACUAUUAUCCAAGUGUUCCCCCUCUUGGCAGCCGGAUCAGAGGUCGAUGCUGACGAUGAUCGGAAAUGGGUGCUGGAUCGAUGGACCACAAUCCAAGCCCGGUUAAUGCUGGGUGGAGUGGACCGUUGCCUUGAAGUCUUGAAAGAGGUCUGGAAUCGUCGCGACAAAAUAAAUGCAAGCAGGGAUCAAGAAAUGACUCAUUCCCGGCGUACCGAGUCUAUCUCUUCCGCCGAUAAGGAGAAUUUGGACUCCACAUUCUGUAACUCGGCGUUCGGCAGCUACAAUAUGAAUAGCGCUCGCGGGACUUCGAUAGCUGGGCAGCCAAGGCAGCCUGCCUCGAGAUCGGCGCGCCGAGGCUCUGCACUUUCAUCGUUGGAGAACAUUGAGUUCGAGAGAACUGUCCGUGGCAAAUUGCAUUGGGUGAAUGUGAUGGCCGAAUGGGGAUGGGAAGUUUUCAUCGGCUAGCCUGAACAUAUAACCCGUGAAUUUCCAGCAAUCUUCGCCAACCCAGCCUGUUGUAUUAAUUUAACGACUAACGACCCAGCGCGCAAGCCUUGUUUUGUCUCUUUAUCGGAAUAUCCUGAGUUUGAAAUUGUACAUUGCGCCCUCGACUUGAUUUGGCGUUGAAACAGCGCGGCGUCUCGAGACCAGGUCUUUUGUUGAUGAUUUAUGACAAAAAUGCUUCCUCGAUGGAGAGACUCCUGUAUGAAACUAUGAUCUACUCUCUGACUACAACUCUUGCUCGAUUUAGGAAACGGUGUCCCACCUUGCUGGUGGAUCACCAGGCUCGUACUGCCAUUCCUAUCUAUAUUCAACCAUGCAAUACCCGAUUCCUCACCUUGGAGGAAGUCCCCAAAGCGACUUUCCAUACUCGACACUUCGUCACAAACCCACACCCAAUCCGGACCUGUCAGUAAUAUAAUAUCGACCUGAUCAGCUGAUCACCAACCCAUGCACUUCAUACCCAUUGCUACGCCCGUCCAUACCCAGAGACCUUUUCGUCCAGUCAUGCUAUUUUUCCUCUUUUCAAACACAUGCCCGCUUGCACUCAUCCGAUUCGCGACUUAGUGAAACCACAUGCAAUCAGUAAGCCCCGUUCAGUUCCAAUAGCACCCGACUUGAGAUACCCCUGGAGAUAGCAGGAUGUUCAAUGGCUUUCAGUACCAUGCUGCCAACAGCGUAAAAUCAUCAUAUAUCCCGUACCUCAUUCGGUUUCCUCUCAGCUUCCACUUCUGUAGUCAUCUCUGUUACAAGUAUAUAAAGAUAUUUCCGUAGCUCACGGGGUGCCACAAGGUUUCAAGAGCGUAGAGAACUUGGUGGAUG
Penicillium canescens is the source of this 3009-nucleotide messenger RNA. RefSeq names its product Zn(II)2Cys6 transcription factor. Gene Ontology annotation, cellular component: nucleus. The record is from RefSeq and is a predicted model, not a curated record. Gene Ontology annotation, biological process: positive regulation of transcription by RNA polymerase II. Lineage: Eukaryota; Fungi; Ascomycota; Eurotiomycetes; Eurotiales; Aspergillaceae. Bases 1 to 2151 code for a protein of 716 amino acids. The transcript has 4 exons. Gene Ontology annotation, molecular function: DNA-binding transcription factor activity, RNA polymerase II-specific; transcription cis-regulatory region binding; zinc ion binding.